UCAGUCCAUGGAGGGACCGGGGGGGGAGCCCCCGAGCACCGCCGCUCACCGAGGGUCCCGCGGGCUCCGGGAGCCUCCUCCGAGCGGGCUCCGGCGCAAGCGGCUGCCCAGACCGAGCUCCGGGACCCUCGGAUGGGGCUUUGCCGUGGGGUUCAGUGGGGCUCCGGGACCCUCGGAUGGGGCUUUGCCGUGGGGUUCAGCGGGGCUCCGGGACCCUCGGACGGGGAUCUGCUGCCGGGCACCGGGAUCCUCCGGCGGGGCUCCGCUGCGGGGCUCAGCCGGGCUCCGGGAAUUCCCGACGGGACUUUGCGGUGGGAUUCAGCCGGGCUCCGGGACCUUCUGACAGAGCUCUGCGGUGGCGUUCAGUCGGGCUCGGGGACGCUCCGACCGGGAUCCGCUGCGGGGCUCAGCCGCGCUCUGGGACUCUCCGAUAGGACUCUGCGGGGAGAUUCAGCGGCGUCCGAGAUGGGGCUCUGCUGCGGGGCUCAGCCGGGCUCCGGGACCCUCCAGCGGGGCUCUGCUGCGGGGCUCAGCCGGGCUCCGGUGCUCGCCUCCGACGGGACUUUGCGGUGCGGUUCAGCCGGGCUCUGGCACAGAGCUCCGGGACCCCCAGCCGGGGCUCCGCUGAGUGCUGCGGGGCAGCCACCUCUCUCCGUCGGGGCUCAGCUCCGCUGCUGGGCUGCAGGACCCUCCUCCGACCGCCACGGCUCUGCGCUCGGGCCGGGCGGGCUCCGCCGCUGCCUGCGGCCGGUUCCCAAUGGCGAGGAGCGGGCAGCGCCCUGCCCGCCCCUUCCUGCCUCCCCUGGCACCUGCCCCGGCCCCACCUCCCCGGGCUCCGAGCCUUCUCCUGCCUCCUCCUCCUCCCGCCGGGACACGGCGCCCUGGGGGCGGGGGCCGCUCCCCUGCCCGCCCCUGCCCGCGACCGGCGCCGCUGCCGCCGGGAGCUCAAUGGAACUCGCCGCCUUUUAUACGGGGAAAACGAGGCACGGCCCCGCCUACUGA
Messenger RNA from Pyrgilauda ruficollis (rufous-necked snowfinch), 1002 nucleotides. RefSeq names its product transcription initiation factor TFIID subunit 4-like. The transcript has 2 exons. The record is from RefSeq and is a predicted model, not a curated record. NCBI's taxonomy places the organism in Eukaryota, Metazoa, Chordata, Aves, Passeriformes, Passeridae. Bases 133 to 1002 code for a protein of 289 amino acids.